Messenger RNA from Podospora pseudocomata, 1549 nucleotides. RefSeq lists its product as uncharacterized. The transcript has 2 exons. Lineage: Eukaryota; Fungi; Ascomycota; Sordariomycetes; Sordariales; Podosporaceae. The record is from RefSeq and is a predicted model, not a curated record. Bases 251 to 1549 code for a protein of 432 amino acids.
AGCGGGGACACGGUCGAGAACGUACAUUUUUGCCAUUCGGCUCUUGAAGAAGUAGCGCGUAGGCGGCGACACGGCGAGUGGCCCCGUUCCUGUCCGGUGGCACUCCCGUCACGCUGUUAACCAUACGAGCGAAAGCAAAACCUUAUCCACCUCAGCGUUAAAUACCCUAGGUACCCUUGACCCCGCACUAUGACUGUUGCCUGAGCUCAACGCAUACUGCAGCAACGAAUGAUUCCUGACUUUCAUCAAGAUGUCUCUUGUGGGAAAUCACCCUCCUUCCACUUCCACCGAUGUCCUCAAUAAAAGCGAUGUUGAGGACGUCGUCGAUGAGUCUUCGCCCCCAUCAUCUCAGCCAGGCGGUACCAAAGAAGGUACAACUUCAGUGAAUGAAACAAAGAAUACCGAUCCAGCAAAGACCCAAGAAGCUAAAAUAACACGAGUCCCUCCCGAAGAAUGGCGACGAGUCAAAAAGGGGCGCAAACUCGACCUGGACCAAAGCGUUCUCAUUACCUCAUCCAAGGUGAAUGUCAAGGCCAACCUACGGAAGCUGCGACGGGAAAGUGCGAUAAGAAAGAAAAAAGGUGAAUCUUCUCAAAAUGCAGAGGUGUCUCAGCAGCUAGACGUGCCUUAUCGACUCGCCAUCAAUUCCCAGUACCUUUUGCACGCCCUAGGGGAAUGUAUCGGGGAGGAGCUUACCGAGACUCAAAACGUUUUUGUACGUCCGUUCAAGUAUCUUGUAGGGCAUGAAGCGGAGAUACGACAGUUCUAUGCCGAUCUUGAGUCAGCCUACGACCAAGCCGAAGCUGAUGCCCAGGCUGAAGUCGUUCAAGAAAAAGAGACGUCAGAAGAUGAAAUCUCGGCUGAGACGGAGCAUGAGACACUGAGGGAGAUAGCGGAUCGCGCUAAACGACAGAGGGACGAGUUUCGGUGUCUUAUAGAGUUCAUGGAUCACGACAUGGCAGAUAUAUUUGACGUCAAGCGCCAGAUCUCCAACAAGACCAUAACAGAAAUCGCUUUUGAGAACCUAUGGCAGCUCUUUCGACCGGGUCAGACAUCGUACCUCUUCCAAAAUCGGGAUGAUCACCGUCGAUGCCAGGCAUUGCAGAUCCUUCACGUCACCGGAGGCCGUGAAGUGUUUGACUCUGGCAAGAAGUGCUCUUUCGACCCAGUGCGCGAUAGAGAAUGGGAUUCGGAGACUGAGUCAGAGGAAAGAUGCCGGGAUAUUGUCAAAGCCUCGGACCACGAAAGCACCAGUUUCAUCAUCGACUCCUUCCACAUCGACUUCGACGGUUUCCGGAUGGGUCCAAGACCAAAGCGUUUCGUCAUUUCGCGCUACGUUGGGGCACGCCCCGUCAAAAUAUUGCCGCUGUAUCCAUCUUUUCUCCACCCUAAUGAUUCACAAGUUCAGGAGAUACUCCUUCAUCGGGGAAAGAAGUUCACAGAACUGGCGACCGGAACACACAGGAAAUAUGACGGGUUUACCAUUCGAGAGUCUAAUCAGACAACACGCGGUUUUUACAACUAUGUGAUAGCUGACACCGAGGUAUGA